Molecule: messenger RNA, 1464 nt
Organism: Aureococcus anophagefferens
Lineage: Eukaryota; Pelagophyceae; Pelagomonadales; Pelagomonadaceae
Exons: 1
Coding region: 1-1464 (487 amino acids)
Biological process (GO): mRNA splicing, via spliceosome
Cellular component (GO): catalytic step 2 spliceosome
Molecular function (GO): protein binding; mRNA binding
Source: RefSeq, a predicted model, not a curated record
AUGGACCUGAAGGCGUCGAACGUGCACGCGGGCGGGUCCGUGGAGCGCGCGGCCAUCGAGGAGUGGUCCUUCGACGAGCAGUACCACACGUUCCAGAGCUUCGGGUACGCGCAGGACGCCGCGGGCGGGCAAAAGCUCGUCGGCGACGGCGCCGCGGCCGACGCGCCGCGGCCGCGCGCGAAGCGGAAGCGCGGCGGCGACGCGCCCCUGGGCACGGAGGACGAGCACGGCGUCUGGGCGCCCGAGCCCGAGCACAUCGACGAGGACGCGCCGGAGGACCUCGCCGCGCGCAAGGCGGAGAUCGCGGAGGCCGUCGCGAAACCCAAGUCCGCGACGCGCGCCUACGACCAGAACGAGGACUUCGACCGGCGCGACGAGCGGAAGAUCUCGCAUUUGCUGCCGGCGCGCCACGACCGCGACACGACGGCCAUCGAGGCGAAGCACGCGUUCCACGGCGACGCGAUGCGGGACUACCAGGGCCGGAGCUGGACGCGCCCCAACCUCGGCGAGCUCCGGCCCAAGGUCGACGACGACCACGACUGCUUCAUCCCGAAGCGCUGCGUCCACAAGUUCACGGGCCACGGCAAGGGCGUCCAGUGCAUCAAGCUCCACCCCACGUACGGCCACUUGAUGCUGUCGGCGUCGAUGGACGGGUCCGCGAAGAUCUGGGACGUCUACAACGACCGGCGCUGCCUCAUGACCUACGCGGGCCACGCCGAGGCCGUGCGCGACGCGACCUUCAGCCACGACGGCAGCACCUUCGCGACCUGCGGCUUCGACCGCUUCACGCGCGUCUGGGACACGGAGACGGGCGCGGCGCUCCACACGUUGACGCCGAACCGGAAGAUGUGCUACUGCGUCGACUUCUACCCGCGCGACGACAAGAUCCUCCUCGCGGGCGCUUCCGACAACCGCAUCUACCAGUGGGACCUGCGGGCCAACGAGGAGAUCGUCCAGGAGUACAACCACCACCUCCAGCCCGUGAACUCGAUCACGUUCAUCGACGACGACCGCCGCUUCGUGUCCACGGCCGACGACAAGAAGAUCUUCAUCUGGGAGCACAACAUCCCCGUGCCCAUGAAGUACAUCUCCGAGCCCCACAUGAACGCCGUGCCCGUCGUCGAGCUCCACCCGUCGACGAACUUCUGGUGCGGCCAGUCGCUCGACAACACGAUCGUCACCUACGGCGCGCGCGACAAGCUCAAGCAGAUGCGCAAGAAGACCUUCAAGGGCCACCUCAACUCGGGCUACUCCUGCGGCAUCACCUUCAGCCCCAACGGCAAGUUCAUCGCCUCGGGCGACGGCGAGGGCAAGCUCUUCUUCUGGGACUUCAAGACGACGCGCGUCUACCGCAAGCUCCAGGCCCACGACAGCGGGCCCUGCAUCGGCUGCGCCUGGCACCCGCUCGAGCCCUCCUGGGUCUUCACCUGCGGCUGGGACGGCCUCAUUAAGCUCUGGGACUAG